CAGUGCUGAAAUCACCUCUGCACAUGGCAUGGCAUGGGCUGGCAUGGGAUGGAGUGGCAUGGGAUGUCUGCCCCAUUUUUGCAGGCUUAUUGGGGUGGGGCAUGUUGUGCUAUGCAUCCACACAGGAGCUGUAAUUAGAGGUUAAGACACACGUCCUUCAAACCUGUUAUUUAUAAGAUUGCUAAAUCCCUGGUGAUCACACAUUGAACAGAGCUUUAUAAAGAGAGGUUCAUUCCUUCCUCUUGGUCUCAGCAGCUUCAGGGUGACACGACAAUGUCAGCCAAAGCCACGAGCAUAUUCCUCCUGCUUCUUGUUCUGCUGGCAGUACCCCAGGCUGCUCCAGAGUCGGACACUGUCACGUGUCGGAAGAUGAAGGGCAAGUGUUCAUUCUUGCUGUGUCCUUUCUUCAAGAGAUCCACUGGUACCUGCUACAACGGACUGGCAAAGUGCUGCAGACCCUUUUGGUGACAUUCCAUGGUCUGUGUUGAGCUGGUAGCCUUGGUAGUGUCAUUAGCAGUGACAGCAGUAUGUAACAUCAUCCUUCCCUACGUGGCCAUGCUGUUGUUUGGGGUGCUGCUAUACCUGGAGCUGGGAAAGGCACUUUGGCAGGAAGCCUCACAUCUGCUCUUUAUUCACGGAUCCAUAUCUGGGGAAUCGCUGUGCUCUUCAUCCCCUGCAUGCUGCCCCUCCACCAUCACCAAGGCAGGGUUGAGCUGUGUGCCUGAAAUGGGACCACUCCCCUCUUUUCCAAAGAUGUUUCUUGGUGUGAAUUUCCUACUUGUGUCAAGGGCAGUGCCAUGUGUCCCAUGCCAUGCAGAUCUCUCACACUCAACUUUCCUGUGACAGCUGCCCAUAAAGCCCCAAGGGCCACAUCGUAUUUAGGAGGCUCGUGUCUAUUAACCUGCCCACCUUCUUCAUGCAGUAUUUUCUGAACGGAUGUGUGAAUGUGAGAUAUCACCCUUAUCUUUCAUUCUUCGCUGUAGGAUCUCUCUUCUUUUCUUUUAGACCCCACAUUUCCUCACUUCCCCUUUUAAAUGUCUGUAAAAUCUGAAGGCUUUUAUCUUCCAUCAUGGCCAACUCCCACCUGCCCUCUGUUGGGACCCAGCUGGACACUGAAGUCUUCUGCUCUCUGCAGGCUCUGAACAAUAGCUCAGCCUUACAAAAUAGAAGUGGUUUGUGCCCUUUUUCUCUUCUGUAACAUGCAUUCAAAGAGCCUACUUUG
Phasianus colchicus (ring-necked pheasant) is the source of this 1222-nucleotide messenger RNA. RefSeq names its product defensin beta 1 (gene DEFB1). Gene Ontology annotation, molecular function: CCR6 chemokine receptor binding. The record is from RefSeq and is a predicted model, not a curated record. Gene Ontology annotation, biological process: innate immune response in mucosa; defense response to Gram-negative bacterium; defense response to Gram-positive bacterium. NCBI's taxonomy places the organism in Eukaryota, Metazoa, Chordata, Aves, Galliformes, Phasianidae. Gene Ontology annotation, cellular component: extracellular region.